GGCCGGCAGCCUCCGGAGCCUCGGGACAGACGCGGUUUGAGUCGCAGCAGCGCCUUCUCCCCGGCAGCAGCGCUCGCUCUCUCGCUCGCUCUCCCCAGCCCGACCGUCCCGUCCUGCCCCAGCCUCGCCACCCGCGGGCUGCCCAGACGCCGGCUGCCAGCCUAGGAGCGGGGGGGAGAAGUUUGCCAGCAACUUAGCGGAGAAGGAAAGGCCGGAGGCGGGAGGAGGCAGGAGAGGAGGAGGAGGAGCAGGGGCAGGAGCAGCCUGCGCCGGCCCGCGCCGAGCCCGCAGCGAGUUGGGAACCGGGGCGCGCAGCUAUGAGCCCGUGGCUCAGUCUUGUGGUGCUUCUCAGCAGCUGGAGCCUGAGGGACCUGGGGGCGGACGCGUGCACUUGUUCGCCGAGUCACCCUCAGGACGCCUUCUGCAACUCGGACAUCGUGAUCCGUGCCAAGGUGGUGGGGAAGAAGCUGGUGAAGGAGGGACCCUUUGGGACACUGAUAUACACCAUCAAGCAGAUGAAGAUGUACAGGGGCUUCAGCAAGAUGCCCCACGUGCAGUACAUCCACACGGAAGCUUCAGAGAGCCUCUGUGGGCUGAAGCUGGAAGUCAACAAAUACCAGUAUCUGAUAACAGGCCGAGUAUAUGACGGCAAGAUGUACACGGGUCUGUGCAACUUUGUGGAGAGGUGGGACCGGCUCACCCUCUCCCAGCGCAAGGGGCUCAAUUAUCGCUACCACCUGGGCUGCAACUGCAAGAUCAAGUCAUGCUAUUACCUGCCCUGUUUCGUGACUUCCAAGAACGAGUGUCUCUGGACGGACAUGCUCUCUAACUUCGGCUACCCAGGGUACCAGUCCAAGCACUACGCCUGCAUCCGGCAGAAGGGGGGCUACUGCAGCUGGUACAGGGGCUGGGCGUCCCCUGACAAGACAAUCAUCAACGCCACAGACCCCUGAGCUGCCGUCUCUCCCCUUCCCCCUCCCUUCCCUCUUCCGGCUGAGCUUCCUUCGGACACUAACUCUUACCAGAUGAUGACAAUGAAAUUAGUGCCUGUUUUCUGAUUUAGCACUUCGAACACUUAAAAGGAAAAAUCUAUGCCGUCAUACUGAGUUUAUUUUUAAUCACAUUUCCCUCCCCCCCUUCUUUUUGGCUUUGACAUCACCUGUUUCCACCUGGGGAAAUCUAUGAUGGCUUGCCAGAAAUGAACAAGGAGAGCAAACUUCUUUUAUCAGCGUCUAUAUAAUCUAUAUUUUUUUAGGAAAACAAAAAUCUAAAAACUAUCCCGGUUGGGCAUUGUAAUCCCUUCUGUCCCUUCCCCUUGCUCCUUCCCUCUUUUUCCCCAGUGCACAAAGUAUAUACAGACAAGGCAUUUUCUGAAGGGAGGGGAUGAUGGGAUGGGCCGAGAUUAACAAGGAAGCAAAUCCCGAGGCAUGGGGGGAGAUGGGAUUGGAAACCCCAAUAGCCUCUUGGAACUCUUGUCUGCAUGUACGAUGGCCAGCUUGUACGCCGGAGAGCGUGAAGUGAGGGGGAGCACGCUUGUGUGCGCCCCCAGCCCCUUGCAGACCCCCCCACCUUCUAGACUGCCCUGUUUCAGCAGGGCAGAGCCAGGAGGAAAUGUGCCCGCCUUUUACAGCAGACCAGGUGAAAGGCUCCUAGAAACUCUGUGAUCUCUGUUUGGCAGGGAGCUCGCCAUGUACAUUCAAGAACUUUAUCCCCCUAGGUCUUAGCUGGAGUCCUUUUAGAAUGUUGCUUGGAGAACACCAUUGCCCAAUUAGCUUUCAGCUCAAAGAGGGAGGGGAGGGAAUGUAUUUAGGUGCACAUAUACCUAUAGCCACACAGAGGUAUAAGCUAAGUUUUUUACAGGACACAGAAUUACAUUCAAUGCUGUUGACAUCCUCUUUCUCCCUGCCUUUUUUGUUUCAAGAUGGAAACCCUGACAUUCCAAGUUGUUGGCUUUUGAUAUUAAAAUUUUCCAACUCCAGGAAGGAGCCCAGAGCCUUUAGAAUCUCUCCUCCCCAGCUUCCUAGGCUAGUGACCUCAAUAUGGCAGCUGGGGCCACGAGAUGGGAGACGUAGGGGUGGGGAGAACAGAAUCUGCCUUCUUCACUUAACGGAAUGUCCAUCCCCUCAUUGUUUCUAGCAAGGGCUGGAUUGUACAGCUUCCCCUUUCCCAGCUUCCCUUUGCCGGACCCAUGGUGGGCUUCUUCCCUGUCCCCACAGCCUAGCAAGUGGUGUUAGAGGCUAGAGAGGUUGAUUUUUUUUGCUGUUGGCUGAAGGGCUUUUUAUUGUCUUUUGAUUUUUUUAAAAAGAAAACUAUAAUAUAAAUUCUCUUAUUAAAUAAAAUUAUUUUAAGUUUUAAUGUUGAUAAAUAGGAGAUACUGAGAAAAUGGUUGAUGUGCAUUUUACAGAGUUUUGGGGGUGGUGACAUUUAACACAAGUUUUUCUUUUUCUUUUUUUUUUUUUAAGAUUAUAAUUAUUUAUCAAACAUGAUUUUGAACCUUCAGUUCAUUCCACUUUAGGAAACAGAGCUGCUCUGCUUUCUGGUUUUGUUUUGUAUUUUAAAUCACCAACAAGAUGCUUCUGCCUGUACAUACACAUAUAUCCCCUAACCCCAUUUGAAAUAACCCCCUGCCAUUGUCUUUCUGACCCGGAGAGCAUCAAGGCAAGACAAGGAGAUAACCAUACUGCCGGAAACAACAGAGUGUGCCCAUGAAUAACUAAGGCUUCUUGUUACCUCAAACUAGAGUAUUUAGCCUUUGUAUAGCCCCCCCCCAGACUAGAAAUGGGGUAUCCUGAAUUCUAGUUUCCUCGAGACCCGAGUGUCACCUUUUUGGUGGCCAUCAUGGGUGAUCUCCAAAAAGAUCAUGGUAAUGGAGAACUUCAGUAAGACCUAAAAGAAACAAAAAAGCAAAUGCUGGAUGGCCUCUAGGGAAGACAGAGACGAUACUAGGGGGGAUCCCACCUCUCUCUGACAGCUUCAGACCAGGGCAGAGACAAUGGGGUCUUGAUAAAAGAAAAGAAAAAAAAAGUCUCUUGUGUGAUGUCCAAGGGUGAUUACCGAGCUUGCUAUAAGCUACAGCUUUGUUGACUAUAUCUGUUCACUUAAUGUUUAAUUCAAGGUCAUUUAUGUAGCUGAGUCAUCUCAGUACUUCAAAUUAUUGUUAAUUUUUUUGUUUUGUUUUGCUAAGUUCUGUGUUGUACGUAGGUCGUAAUAUCUGCACAUUUAUUUUUUCAAAGCAAAACUAGACACUUCCCCUACCCCCAUAUUCCACCAAAUUUUAUUAAUAUUUUGAAAAGUAAAACAUUUGAAGUGUAGAAAGCCAGACUGGCAAAAAAUGUGGAGGAUCAGAGAGCAAAUAACUCUUUGCUUCCGUGGGGAGAAGGGACGUUUGAUUUGGGCAUGCCCUUGGGUGGCAAGAAUUUUUCUGGUGGAAGAGAGUAAAAAGAGAACAAUCCAGGCCAGAAAAAAAAGCUUAAAAAGAGUCGCAUGACUGGUGAAAACGUGGAAUCUUGUCCUAUGGACGUAAAAACAAAUCUGGAGGAGGGUGGCUCUGGAUUGAGCUAUUUUCCUCCCAUGAGCGUCAGAAGUUUGUUGGCUCUCCUGGCCUUCUCUUUCACUCCCAACCUACCCAUUAGCAAUACCCAGAAUCCCAACAGAUCAGGAAUUUGAUUUCAGAUGCGGUCAUCCUACCUGGCCAGGUGAUGUCCGUUUUCCCUCCUCUCUAACGCCAAACCACGAUCAUGGCGGUUCUGGAGAUAAUCAGUGCAAGAUCCCCAUAGCUUCAUCUUGUUCACUUUCCCCGAUUCUUGGGAAAGGACCAAUUGGACCAGGGGAGGGGAGCUAGAAGCCAGCAGCCAAUUGGAAACAUACUUCCCAACAGACACGAGAGUCUUGCCUCUUUGGAAUGAUUUGUCGUCCCUCCGUUCUCUCCACCUCAUUCACGGACACCAUCAGCUCUGACAGGGGUGGAAAGUGGAGUCAGGUAGGGUAGUGCCUGAGAGUCUUUGCUUCUGGCUACUUUUUGAAAAAAGAAAAGGUCAUCUGGGUAGCUGAAAGGGAGACAGGAGUCAACCUGUGCGGGACUUUGGCCCAGUGAAAGAGCCAUGGGGGAGUUGAGCAGACCUAGAAUCGAGAGCUGGAAAGAGCCUUCAAGGUCAUCUUGUCCAAUCCUCUCUUUUUGCAGAAGAGGAAAGUUCAGUGAUCACCCCAAAGUGACAAAGCAGGGAUUCAAACCCAGGUCCUCUGAUGCUGGAUCCAGCCCUAUUUCUGCUUUACAAAAGCUUCUCAAUUAGAGCCCCCUCUCCCACCUCGGUCAAGAGAAAAAGCAUGAGAUAGAGGGAGUAGAUUCUCUGGCACUGAUCAAGCCCUCCAAAUGAGCUCGUGGCACCCACGGGCAUCUAAACUGUCUCCAGCCCUUCGGUGUAGCCAGUCUGCCGUCCUCAUGUUACGGGAGGGAAAAGCACCAGGAGAAAACCUUGUCUGGAAGGAAUGUAUUUGUCGCUAAAUUUUGUAGCACUGUUUACAGUUUUCCUCCAUGUUAUUUAUGAAUUUUAUAUUCCGUGAAUGUAUAUUGUCUUGUAAGGUCAUGUGGCAUAAUGUUCACUUUUUAUAGUGUGUCCUUUAUUCUAAAUAGUAAAGUGGUUUUAUCUCUAUCACAAA
This is a messenger RNA of Antechinus flavipes (yellow-footed antechinus), 4656 nucleotides long. It is a transcript of the gene TIMP3, whose product is annotated as TIMP metallopeptidase inhibitor 3. Lineage: Eukaryota; Metazoa; Chordata; Mammalia; Dasyuromorphia; Dasyuridae. The transcript is spliced from 5 exons. The record is from RefSeq and is a predicted model, not a curated record. Bases 318 to 953 code for a protein of 211 amino acids. Gene Ontology annotation, biological process: negative regulation of membrane protein ectodomain proteolysis; negative regulation of endopeptidase activity. Gene Ontology annotation, cellular component: extracellular matrix. Gene Ontology annotation, molecular function: metalloendopeptidase inhibitor activity; protease binding.